Molecule: messenger RNA, 1806 nt
Organism: Rosa chinensis
Lineage: Eukaryota; Viridiplantae; Streptophyta; Magnoliopsida; Rosales; Rosaceae
Exons: 4
Coding region: 905-1483 (192 amino acids)
Source: RefSeq, a predicted model, not a curated record
GGCAGCAUAGCAGAACAAGAUUAUAACUAUGAUCAUCCCUGUAUUUUGACCAAAGAUGACCAUCAUUCUUCAACCAAAAAUACAACCACCGGCCUUGUAUCAUCUUCCUAUAUCCGGUGACCAAUCCUAAUCAAAUCUAGCCGUUACAGGCAAACCCCAGAUUUCUCCGGCCCAUUCCAACAAACCUCUUGGCCGAAAUCACUGAUCACCUCCUCAUCAUUGACCUUAUCAUGGUUGUUGACAGGUGAAUUUGAUCUUGAUCUAGUUUAGUUUAGUGAUGAAUUUGAAAUUGUUAGUCUUUAGCCGUUUUUGCCAUCGCCAAUCACUCUGUUCAUCUUUGUUUGAGUCGAAUAUUUUUUUUUUCUUGUCUAUUUCAUGUAUUUGGUAGAAGAGGAUUAUAGCUGAAAUGGAUAGGUAUCUAAAAAGAGUAAAACAAAUCCAAUCUUAUACUAAUCCAGUCCAAUUAUCCUAAUUCAUUUCUAUCCUAGUUCCUAAACGUGGGCCUAAAGAACAUAAUACAUAUUUGUUGGAGAUAUUACCUCUCCACCAUUGUUAUUUCUAUCCAUCCCUUCGUCACCUUGCAAAAUGGGAUCAAUAGGACAAUAUAGCUACAAAAGCAACCUUCAUCCAAACCAAAGGGAAAAAAAAAAGGGAGGCCUAGGGUCCGCAAGUAGGUAAGAGCAAAAAAUUAGAAGCGAGAGGCGUCUAGGCUGUUUGCGUGUGAGGCUUCUCAAUUCUCACGUGCGCUAAAAAGAGCAUAUAAAUACCAGCAGUACCUGUAUUCGUAUAAACUAGGUGAGCAAUUGAGCAAGGCGGUCACUCAUUUCUAGCCCUCUCGGCUCUCUUCGUGGUCAACGAUUUUCGUCGGAAACCUAAUUCUGUCGUCUACAUUUGUGAGUGAGUGAUGGAACAGCACUUGCGAGGUUCUCAGUCGCCGAUCGACGUCUUCAAGUACCGCCGUCGUCAACUGUCGCCGCUCGCGCCCCUGCAGAAUCUGAUCGUGCCGCAGACGGAGGACGGCGUUUCGGUUGCCGGAAGCUACGGCUCCAAAGGCCAGUUUGUGCAUGAUAAAGAAAAUCUGCGUCCAACUUCUUUCCCUGCCAAGAACAAAUCCAAGGCACAGAUGUGCAAGUCUACAACUAGCUCAGGAUUAUGCACACCCAGCCCAAAGUCCCAUGUCGCCCAUCAGGUCAUGGCGUCAGCUGUUACAGAAGCAGCAGCAGCAGCGUUAACCUCAUCGCCAAAGCCAAAUAACACCAGCGAGACCCCAAUUACUGUCAUCAGCUGCAAGGACUGGUCACCCCAAGAUGAUGGCAUUGAGGUUAUCUUGCCUCCAACUGAAUCACAGGUUAUCUUGCCUCCAACUGAAUUACCUUCAUCAAACGAAGAUGUGGAUGCAUCCAGCACUGCUGGGCUGAGUCUUGUCUAUGGUCCUACUACAAGAAGGAGAUUGCCACUGUUUGCUGAAAUUUGCCCAGAGUAGUGAUUCUGAUGUUUAUAGUCUAGAGAACCUCGAUUUCAGACAAAAUAUAUACCGCACUGCAUAUUCGUCCUGUUAGAUUCGGGUUAUAUACUUGCAUUGCAUAAGACAAAAGGUAUAAUGUAGAUUCGUCAUGCUGCUCAUAUUCUAGUGUGUUGAUUGGGAUUAAAUUGAGGAAAACUCGUUGCCAACUAUACUUGUAGAGGUUUUGUUGAUGCUCUGUUACGGUGUAUAAUAUCUGGAUGGUAUUGCAUUCGAUGGUACUUGAAAAUUAAAAGGACAGUAGAUUUAUGGUGUAUAAAAUCUCUUUGUUGCAGUUUUUAUUC